Molecule: messenger RNA, 1872 nt
Organism: Schistosoma spindalis
Lineage: Eukaryota; Metazoa; Platyhelminthes; Trematoda; Strigeidida; Schistosomatidae
Source: the annotation of a GenBank genome assembly
AUGACAUCGAUAAGUCUAUGUCGUCGGAACAACAAACAAUCAGGUCACAGUAUUAGUUCAAAAUAUCGUUCGAAAUCUGGUCGUACUUCAAGCAGCAGCGGAGAAAGCGUCCGAGGCCACCGUUCCAGUUCAUCUGAUCGAUCUUACUCUAAUCGAGGAUCACGUAGUGGAUUUCGUCGCCCUAAACACUCUCGUGUAGAAUACAUUACUACAUUUGGUGAUAAUGAAGACAAUGUUGAUGAUAAACGAAAUAAUAGUGGGAGUUCACGAUUUAGUUCAAAUAAACAAACAUUGCUCUCUGAUCGAAAUGGAGGUGGAUUAUCUGGUUCAUUAGAUUCUAAACCUCCUGGAUCAGCUGCAUCUGCUGUCGCAGCUUCUGUUGUUUCCAAGCUGCUCAGUUCAACAUCACAAACAUCAGUAGUCAAAAGUAAAAGUAGUUUUGUCAGUGCAUCUGGUCCAAAAUCCACAAGAACUGAAUCUCGCAUACGGUCCUCUCCUAGUUUUAGUGAUCGAAGAAGACCACUGCAAUCGAGAAACCGCUACCGCCGUUCCACCUCUCGAUCUAGUAGUCGGCGAUCACACAGUUCUCGUGGUAGCAGGAGCCGUAGGAGAUAUCAUAGUCGAACGCGGAAUAGUAACAGCAGCAGAAGUUAUCGUAGUUCUUACCGGAGGUACAAAUGUAGUCCGAAUCGAUACCGCUCAAGGCACAGAUCCUCUUCAUCAAGAAGAUCGUGUUCUAGUUCUAGUACUUCAACCGACAAUCGAAAAUCUAACUAUGAUCGGGUUAGUGCAAAUCCGUCUACUAGAUCCUUCAAUCAAAAUCCACCGUGUGAACAAGACGCCGUUAUUCAACCAAACGUUCAAAAACAACCUUCACCUCCAGUACGCAAGCGAUAUUAUCGUCCUGAGUUAGAAUCAGCCGAUGAAUUGGAAUUAUCAGACGAGGAACAAAAUGAUACUAAAAAAGAAUCAUCAAAGUCUUCAGAUGGGAAUUCUGGAAAACAAUUAACCUCAAGGAGGUCGGAUUCAAAUUCCUAUGGAAAUUUCGCGGGUAAGAUGACGUCUCAACAAAUGGUCACGGGUGGUCCUAGUCCAAGCCAUGAUUUAAAAACUCCUGGGGUUGUUGGCUCGACAGUCCGUUCUCUUAUGCCACAAGAAUUAUUGAAACGUCGUGUUCAGUCUCAGCUUACUAAAGCCUUCAAUGCUGACAAAAAAGCCGAGUUAGAAAAACAAAUCCAAUUGGAACGAGAACGUCAGGCUCGAGAAGAAGGACUUCGUCGACAAGCUCGCCUUCUCAGGCGUCAAGAAGAAAAACGCUUACGUGCUGAACGACGUGCUAUGGCCAUAGAGUUGGGAUCAGUUCCUGGGAAUUCUUCCGACUCAUCAUCUCAUUCCUCUAGCUCAUCGGGUAGUAGUUAUCACAACAGUAGCCGUGCUAGAUCUAGACGAUUUCAAGCUUCACCGGUUCGUCGACAAUCAUCAAUGUAUUCUUCUGGUAGUCGAAAAUAUUCUCCUCCUCCUCUUCAUUCAUCAUACAGCCGACCUCGAAUGGAGUCGGAACGAGGACUUUUAGGCAGUCCAAGUCGUGUUGUAGAUGCUAGACUACCGUCUCCACCAUCUAAUACAAAUCUAUGUAAUUUUCCCAGAGACACGCGUGUUCCCAUCAAUCGGAUUCCCAGAUCUAGUAAUUCAUUACUCGGUAGUCCUAUUCAAAAUUCUUAUUCUACUUCAAGAGAUCGUGGAAGUGCUUCAUCAUCAUCUCGACUUAUUGGCUCCAGGGAAGAACAAAGAAAUAAUAUCAAUCAUUGUUUCAAUAUUGAUGCCACUCGAAUCGGAUUGGAAACCGUCAAAUCAAUCAGUUAUUCUCAAUAA